This is a messenger RNA of Linum tenue, 1827 nucleotides long. The record is from the annotation of a GenBank genome assembly. NCBI's taxonomy places the organism in Eukaryota, Viridiplantae, Streptophyta, Magnoliopsida, Malpighiales, Linaceae.
AUGAUGAAGCCUCCAUUGAAUGAGAUUCUACCUGCAGCGAAGUCGACAGUUUCAACCGUUUACGACCACUCCAAUGAUCCAUGGUUCAAGGAAAGGUUCAGCGUGGUGGAGUCCGAGAAGUCGGUUGUCCUGAAAGGUAAGGUUGUGCCUCGUUAUUUGCAGCGUGAAGGUUUUGUGCCCAGGAAAGUUGAUGACUUCGGGGAUGGGGGCGCUUUCCCUGAGAUUCACAUUGCUCAGUAUCCUCUUGAUAUGGGCAGAAAUAGAUCUGCAAAACCCGGGUCAAAAAUUCUACCAGUCACUGUUGAUGCUCAUGGCAAUGUUGCUUAUGAUGCCAUUGUCAGACAAGACGAGAAUUCAAAGAAGAUUGUUUAUUCACAGCACAAGGAUAUCGUCCCGAAGAUUUUGAAGAAUGUAGAGGAAGAAGAUGAUAUGGACGAGGAUGAGGAGUUGCAGAAAGAAAUUGAGCAGACUACUCAAGAAACCAAAGCCGCCCUAGAAAAAAUAGUGAAUGUGAGGUUGAGUGCAGCACAGCCCAAGAAUGUUCCCCAACACAAUUCGGAGUCCAAGUACAUAAAGUAUAAACCGUCCCAACAAUCUGCAGCUUUCAAUUCGGGUGCAAAUGAAAGGAUUAUCAGAAUGGUGGAGAUGCCCGUCGACCCACUCGAGCCACCAAAGUUCAAGCACAAGAGGGUCCCAAGGGCUUCUGGAUCUCCACCUGUUCCAGUAAUGCAUUCCCCUCCUAGGCCCGUGACAGUCAAAGAUCAGCAGGACUGGAAAAUUCCUCCUUGCAUCUCGAAUUGGAAGAAUCCCAAGGGUUAUACGAUACCCCUUGACAAGCGUCUUGCUGCUGAUGGGAGAGGCCUGCAGGAUGUGCAGAUCAACGAUAAUUUCGCCAAGCUAUCUGAGGCACUCUAUGUUGCAGAGCAGAAAGCAAGAGAAGCAGUUGCAAUGAGAUCGAAGGUUCAGAAAGAAAUGAUGAUGAAAGAGAAAGAAAGGAAAGAGCAGGAACUCCGGGCUUUAGCUCAGAAGGCUAGAGCUGAGAGAACUGGCACUGUGGUAGCCCCCCCACCUUCUUCAAUGGCAACCCCUAUGGAUGACAUGGAUACCAGGGGGGAUUAUGAUACAGUGAGAGAGAGGCAAAAGGAUGCACCACCUAAGGAGUCAAGAGAGGAGAGGGAAGAACGCCUGAAACGGGACAAGAUCCGAGAAGAAAGGAAAAGGGAAAGAGAGAGGGAGAGAAGGCUCGAGGCCAAAGAUGCUGCCAUGGGGAAGAAGAGCAAGAUCACGAGAGAUAGGGACCGUGAUAUCAGUGAGAAGAUUGCCCUUGGCGGGGCUAAUGUCGGAAAUGGAAAAGGCGGGGGAGAAGUUAUGUAUGAUCAGAGGCUGUUCAACCAGGAGAAGGGAAUGGAUUCUGGGUUUGCCACGGAUGAUCAAUACAAUGUGUAUGAUAAAGGUUUGUUCACCGCUCAGCCGACGCUCUCAACCUUGUACAAGCCGAAGAAGGAUGUGGAUGGUGAGAUGUAUGGAGGUGCAGAUGAGCAGAUGGAUAAGAUCAUGAAGACAGAGAGGUUCAAACCGGACAAGGCGUUUACUGGUACAUCGGAGAGGGCUGGCCCCAGAGACAGGCCAGUGGAAUUUGACAGGGAAGUGGAGGAGGCUGAUCCGUUUGGUCUGGAUCAGUUCUUGACUGAAGUGAAGAAGGGGAAGAAAGCUAUGGAUAAGGUUGGUGGUGGUGGGACAAUGAGAGCUAGUGGUGGGUCUUCAACCCGCGAUGGUUAUGAUGGUGGUUCUGGUAGAUCCCGCAUUGGUUUCGAGAAGGGGAAGUAA